Messenger RNA from Labrus mixtus (cuckoo wrasse), 2343 nucleotides. RefSeq names its product gap junction protein beta 1a (gene gjb1a). Lineage: Eukaryota; Metazoa; Chordata; Actinopteri; Labriformes; Labridae. Bases 212 to 1279 code for a protein of 355 amino acids. The transcript is spliced from 2 exons. The record is from RefSeq and is a predicted model, not a curated record. Gene Ontology annotation, cellular component: connexin complex. Gene Ontology annotation, biological process: cell communication.
CUGUUGCUGUUGUUUCUCUUAACUUUGCUCUAACGAGUUUCCUAAGCAAAGGAUUGGCAGUCAGACAAACUGUGGUAUAAGUAAAAUGUUUCAUCCUAAAUAUAUUGCCUCUUCCAAUGGUAAUACAUUUGAAGUCACUCAGUCGAAAGUGUCUUAAGAUAUACAGCUGGUCACAAUGAAAAUGUAAAGUUAAUAUUCUCUGAGUCAUCAGAUGUUUCUUUUUAAUGCCCAUAAGGACAAUUUUGGACUUCACAUCCUUUUUCCCAGCUCAAACUUAGAGAGUUUAACCCCAGAGUCAACACAGUUAGUUUGGGUGUUUGGUUUAGGUGCCACUCUGAAAUCUCCACCAUGGCUACUGGUGAAAGCAUGUCACAUGACACAUGGUGCCAGACUUCAGUGUUUCACUCUUAAGAGGCCUGCCAGCUGCAGGGAGGUGGCAGAGAGGCUCUCUUCUUCUCCUGAUUCACAUCCAUGCCAAACAAGCGGGUCAACAUUGUCCUCCAAGCUGCCUCCUAUGCCUCUUACACCUCCAGCUGAGCCGGACCCGGAACCAAAGAUGAACUGGGCAUCAUUUUAUGCUGUCAUCAGCGGUGUGAACAGACACUCCACAGGAAUCGGUCGCAUCUGGCUCUCCGUCCUCUUCAUUUUCAGAAUACUGGUGCUGGUGGUGGCAGCAGAGAGUGUGUGGGGUGACGAGAAGUCCGGCUUCACCUGCAACACCCAGCAGCCAGGAUGCAACAGUGUCUGCUAUGACCACUUCUUCCCCAUCUCCCACAUCCGCCUGUGGGCCCUCCAGCUCAUUCUGGUCUCCACUCCGGCCCUGCUGGUUGCCAUGCAUGUGGCCCACCGGCGCCAUGUCGACAAAAGGCUCUACAAACUGUCAGGCCGGACCAACCCCAAAGACCUGGAACAGAUAAAGACCCAGAAGAUGAAAAUCACAGGAGCUUUGUGGUGGACAUACGUCAUCAGUCUGGUGUUCCGCUUGGUCUUUGAAGUCACCUUUAUGUAUUUGUUUUAUAUGAUCUACCCCGGGUACAAGAUGAUCCGGCUGGUGAAGUGUGACUCGUACCCCUGUCCAAACACAGUGGACUGCUUCGUGUCAAGGCCCACAGAGAAGACGGUCUUCACCGUGUUCAUGCUGGCCGUCUCAGGGGUCUGUAUUCUGCUCAACAUUGCAGAGGUGGUCUUCUUGGUGGGGAAGGCCUGCAGUAAGCAUCUGAACAAUGCAGGUGACUCGACUAUAGGGGCUUGGAUCCAACAAAAACUCUGCUUGUAUUAACAAAAAGCCCAGAUUGAAUACCUGCAAGAAGGAACAUAAAAGUGACCUUAAGUCCUGGCUAACAGCCAUUAAUGUUACCAUGAUGUAAGGUGCAAAUAUAAAAGUGUACAGCAUUAUUGGUUUAUGAUCCCAUUUAUUUUUGGUUGAUGAUCACCUUGGCUGGGGGAAGUAGUCAGACAACAAGUUUCAGACACUCUUGCAAUACAUAAAGGGUUCUAUCAGACUAGACAUAAUGCUUCAGUGAUUUUCUACAGAAAUAGCAAAAAACUACAACUGAACAAAAAACUACAGCAGCGCUUUCUACUGACAUGAUGCAAUAGAUGGAUUUUAGAAAACAAGAACACAUUUAGUGAAACAGUAUUUCAACUGAGAACAUAGUUCGUAAGACAAUAUGGUGACACUUUUUAAUUUAUAAUUUUUUUUUAUAUAAUUGAGUUAGUUAUUAUAGGAUCUUGAGAAAACUUGAUAAUCAUAGAAAACAUCUUGAGUAGACAUCAGGUGUGACAUGAACAUGUAUGUAUAGAUGGAGUCUUUGAGUGACUACAGUUGUGACUGAUAUAAGCUGAAAAUAUCAAACAAUGAUAACAUUACAAGUCUUUACUUCUAACAUUUAAAUGGGCACCUUAUGAGUAUAGCAGAAGGGCUGAAACAGAAACAUUUCAGUCAAGCUUUCUCUCUUUCUCUAACUUUUUACAAAAGUAUUAAUUGCAUUAAUGGCUUUUUAUGACACCUGUAUUUUAGGCUUCAAUGUUAUGGACUCAUUUUUACUUUUGGUCUUAUAUUAUUCACAUCAAACUUGAAAAUCAGCCUGAACUGAACUUAAAAGACUGUGGUUUUCCGUAUUUUCUUCAGCUUAUUAUUCAAUUUUAAACUGAGAUGUUACAUUUGAUGAAUGUCAGAUCACAAAAUGUUUGUUUAAUAGUCUUUAUUUAUUUUGAUCUACAAGAGAACUUGAAUUGCAAACUUGUUUCCCCUCAAUUGUUACUGGGGCUUAACAUGUUAUUUAAAUUAUUUUGAUUUUGCUGGAUAUAUUGUACACAGCAGAAUAAAAUCUCCAGAGUCUG